AUGACUGUUAUCGCCACUAUAGUCGAGGAAGCUUCACCCCCCGAGAUCCAAAUGCAAGACACGGCCUGCUCCAAUCCGGAGACUUUGUUAAACAAUCGAUCAAACUGGCCGUCUACGGAGUACAGUGGUCUUAACUCGAGAACGCCGACAUCAAAUACAGGCACGGUGCCAAUUUCGAACAAUGCUACGAGGGAAGGGAGCCAGCAUGCUCGUAGAGCCCUCAAGAUGUGUGGUGGUCUCGAUGUCGCCGGCAAAGUGGUGGAAUACAAGGCAACCUGCCGUCCAAAAACCAUAUCUCGGGGCAUACAUGGUUCAUUGCGAGAGAGCAUGCUCCACACUACAUCGAAGCGGCCCGCUGAAUGUCAAAUAUCAGGCCUCUUUCCAAUGGACGAUUUCGACCUCCCAAAGUGCCGCGACUCACAAUUUCGCUCGCUUGCAAUGGCUGAUGCGGGGGUUUAA
This is a messenger RNA of Penicillium samsonianum, 459 nucleotides long. RefSeq lists its product as uncharacterized. The transcript has a single exon. NCBI's taxonomy places the organism in Eukaryota, Fungi, Ascomycota, Eurotiomycetes, Eurotiales, Aspergillaceae. The record is from RefSeq and is a predicted model, not a curated record. Bases 1 to 459 code for a protein of 152 amino acids.